Ectocarpus sp. CCAP 1310/34 is the source of this 2486-nucleotide messenger RNA. The record is from the annotation of a GenBank genome assembly. NCBI's taxonomy places the organism in Eukaryota, Phaeophyceae, Ectocarpales, Ectocarpaceae.
CCUUGCAGUAUGUGCGCAGAAAGGAAGGGAGGCGGGGAAUUAGUUCUGGAAAAGUGCGCAAUUUACCGUCCUGCCCAAGCCAAGUCCCACCCAACCCAACCAAUCCUCAUUCACACCCUGCACAGCUCUGCUUCAAAACUAUCCAGGUAGCAGCAAAGGACAGGACGCCCAAGAAUUUCUCGCGACAUGGAGCAGUUCAAGAUAUCCACGCUUUCUAAGCAAUUCCCCAACCAGCUAGCCCAGGGCACGGAAGGAAAGGUGAUUCUCGCGGGGCAGGGGGAUGACUGGUUCCUGGAAAAUCUUUUUACCACCGAAGGUGGCGACAACCGAGCUAUCAUCGCUCCCCGGCUGGGAAUGCUCCAGGCACUGGCCGGGCUCGCCCCCGUGUUCAAGCCUGGCUGCGGCGAUCUCAGCGGCGAGGUUCGGCUGUCGCUCGAGGGCGAACGUUUUCCCUGGAGGUUCGACAACGAAGACUCCAGCGGCUUCACUAUUACGGCUCGCGAACAAAGCAUCUCGGACGGUGUGGUCCUGCCCGCCGGCGGGAAGAUCUUCCUCGUUUGGGAAGCCACCGAAGUGAAGUGGGUGUGGAGCGGCGGCAUCGUUCCUGCAGUUCCCAGCAACGCCCGCUGGGUUUUACAAAAGGUUGAGCCUGUGAACGAUGCCCUGGAGCAGGUGAAGAUAUCUCUCUUCACGAAGGAGUUCGCCCUACCCCGGGAACGGUUUGUGGCCCAGGCCGACCGGAGCGUGGUCCUUACCGCAGAGGGCGACAAAUGGUUUCUCAGGUCGUCCUCCAAAGAAGAUGACUCCGUCAAGUCCAAGACCAGUGCAAUUCUCGCCCCUAGCCUCGGCCCCCUCCAGGUGCUGGCCCAGCUGGCCCCAAUCUUCGCCCCGAAGACAAAGAACGAGUCCUCUCCCGCCUCUAAGUCUGGCGGCCACGGAGAACAGCAUGUACCGUCCUGUGACGACAUGGUGGAUCAGAGGGGAGAGCUCGGGCUCAACGUCGCCACGAACGGAAAUGAUUUUCCGUGGACUUUUGAGGAGAGGGCCGACGGUGGCGUCACCAUCACGGCCACCGCCCCCCCCGAGCUAUCUUUCCCCGCAGGGGGCAGGGUGUACCUGGUCUGGGAGCUUCCGAACAAGGUGAAGUGGCAAUUCUCCGGGGGGCUCGUGGCGGAAGUACCCCCCGGCGCUCUGUGGGCUGUCUCGCCUGUUGAUGGAGGAGGAGGAGGAGGAGGUGGAGGGAACGAGGGCACCUGUGGUGCUGUGGAGCACGUGGCUGCCGCCGCUGGUGCGUCUACGACGAUCGCGGAUACCUCGAGUGGUUCGGACCCUUAAAUUUGGAGAUGACAAUAUCGAGAAACACGGAAGAAGAGUGGACUAUUUUUUCGCGAUAUGGCCUCGUUUGAUUUCCUGUUUGUUAUCGACUUGCACGAGAUUUUGGGGAAAACUUAAACACAUUACUGUAGCGACUGUAGCGUGGGGAGAAAGCUAAGCUACCUACUGUAGUGGGACGUACUCGUUGGUGUUGUGCGUCGAUCAUGCUUGUCGCGGAGCAAACGAGGAACAUUCAUGUGUCGCGACGAUCGUAUGGUAAUGGAGUCAUUCCGCUUUUCAAGUUCGCGAUUACUUUUCUUUUGAACUUAAUACCUGCGGUGAGAAUCAAAGAGAGGUAAUGAAUUUCGACGUUCCUCUAACGAGAGGCAGAUCUAUUUGGAUGUUCUCUCGAGUACGAGUAUUCUGAGAAGACUUCUGUGGUUUCCCCCAGAGCUUUCGGACGUUUGUGGUGAAGGUAGCUCAAUGCACGCCUGGCUGCAUGAGAGACUUGAUUUCAUGGGUGAAGGGACUGCUACAACCGGGUAGUCUAUUCGGUCUUCGAGUGUAGUGAGUUGGCGCAGGCGAAUCUGAUGAUGGGACGUAUGCAUAGUGAAUAGACCUACGAGAGAUACAUAAAUAAGCAUCCUUGAAAGUUCAGAAUCGGCGUGCGUUCAACGUGGUGUAUAUUGGGCAGUGUGGAGCAACUAUCCGACCACCUACUAGUGAGGCAGGUGACGGACGUUGGGAGUAUUCCUCCCUUACAUUCAUUCCAACUCGCCUUGAUUUGGUUUGCGUGCGUCGCCUGCUGGCGCGGUGACAACUGCACAGCAUGGGAAACACGCCCAGACAGGCAUUACCAAUAUAACCAAUUUCAACUGCGUAGACCGUGUUGUCAGUCUAAUUUACAUCCGUCGUGUUUCACUAGAAACUGCUGUUACUUUGGCAUGAAGUUCUUUUUCCGGAUACUUUUUCCACGUGUACAUGAAAAUCCAUUGUAUUGUGCGACAUACACUUUCAGACUAUAUUUCCCCGAAUCCGACGCCUUGAAUUGAUCGAUGGAAAGUAGACAGCCGCACAACAAUAUAGAAUUGGCCGCGAUGGUGGGAAUGACAAUUCUUCAACAGCACCAUGCGCGCGUGGUGGCACGGACCAACGGACAAAUAGUCCAAUUA